UGCACUAGCUUCUUGAAAUUGGACGAGGAGAUUCAGUUAGCACUUGGAUUUACCUUUGAAAUUUGACCUCUGACGUCUGGUAACAUAGUGCAUUUAGUGAAGAGAUGGUUACGUCUGAAUACCAGAAUAGAACUCUUUCACGACUAGACAUUGUAUCCGAAUAGCUUUCAUUUUACAGGAUGAUUGAUUUGCUGGGUUCCUAAAUUUCCUUUUGACACUAAGUGAUUCUUGGUUGUAAGUUCUUGCCAUUGAUCAGUGUGCUUACUUAGAGGUAACUUGUGCAUAUUCAAUUAGCAAGUGUUCUGCUCCUAUGAUCCCAAAUGAAAGUCAAGUUGUAUUACCCUUCUCCUACUAAGUGGCUGCUCCUAAUAUGACUUUUACACUAAUGACUAUUACACUAAUUCUGGAAUUCACGAAAUGUGAUGAAAUUCAAGCUGUAUUGAUUCUGGAAUUGAAGAGUAGCUUCCAUAGAGGGUAACGAAAUAGAGUUUGCUGUCUUCUUUAGUAAUUUUUUUUUGCGUCCUCUUUAGGGUUUGUACUCAGUUUGAUUCUUUUGCUUUUGGUUUCUGUGACUACCACCAUGAAUGAUGCAAUACUAGUUUCAUUGAUUUUUACCCCAUCUCUUAGUAAAUGAACUAGGCACCUAUACGGCUUAUAUGCAUAUGCCUCUAAUCUAGCGUGAAAUCUUUUCAUUGCUUGUUAAUUGAUUAGUGUACUGUUGGAUUCAGUGGGUUGUGGAUGGUGAAUAUGUGGAUUUUAAUUGUCUCUAAACUUCAUUUUGUUGGUUGUUUUCAGUUGAUCAACUAUGGAAGGGUUGAUUGAUGAUAUGAGCACAGGCAAGGACACGAGAAUUGACUUGAAUGUUGGUUUAGAUUGGGGAAUGGAUUAUGGAGAUGAUACCGAUGGUGUUAGAGAUAGUGACGAUAUGGAGGACAAUGUCGACACCAGCGAUAGUGAUUCUGAGGAUGAUAAUAACACUAACAUUGGCGAUGAUGAUAAGGAGAACAUCUCAUAUGAGCAUUUGCACAGCUUCAAAACACAUCCACAUAGCUCAUAUGCACCUCUACACAAAGAUGCUGCAAAUCCAGCCAAGGCUCCACCGUCCUCGAGUAUGUAUGACUGGACCCUGCUUGAUAAAGUCGGGAAUGAGAAGCCGUAUGCUAAAUGGGAUUCAGAUGAUGUAGUGGGUUAUGAGUUUGAAACCCUUGUGGAGGCUGGCAAGUUUUAUUCAACUUAUGGUUGUGCCAUGGGAUUCAGCGUACGAAAGAACACUCACACAUAUUCAAAAUAUGGAGUUAAAAAUAUGUAGCGAUGGGUUUGCUCACGCGAGGGGGAGCGUCAGCCAGUGCACAAUGACAAGGAGAACAAAAAGCGUGAACCUAGGCCUGUAACAAGGCUCCAUUAUCCGGCUGCUUUCAAAGUCAGUUUUGUUGAGGUAACUAAUCGAUUCAAGAUGAAGCAGUUUGUACCAACACAUUUUCAUCACUUAGAUGGAGCACAUGAAGUGCAGUUUUUGAGUUCUCAUCACAAGGUAGAUGACGCAAGUAAGGCUCAGAUUCGAUCACUUAGGGCUGCUGGUGUUCGCACCAAUCAAAUCAUGGAUUAUCU
Molecule: messenger RNA, 1608 nt
Organism: Linum trigynum
Lineage: Eukaryota; Viridiplantae; Streptophyta; Magnoliopsida; Malpighiales; Linaceae
Source: the annotation of a GenBank genome assembly